Abrus precatorius (Indian licorice) is the source of this 1930-nucleotide messenger RNA. RefSeq lists its product as uncharacterized. Bases 179 to 1486 code for a protein of 435 amino acids. The record is from RefSeq and is a predicted model, not a curated record. The transcript has 5 exons. NCBI's taxonomy places the organism in Eukaryota, Viridiplantae, Streptophyta, Magnoliopsida, Fabales, Fabaceae.
ACUCAUUUUCUCUUUACAAAACUCUCUCUGUCUCUCUCUCUCUACAAUUUCAUUUCAACGGGAUGCAGCUCUCCCCUUUGUUUCCGUUAAAGUGAGAGAGCAGUCUUCACCCAGGGAAUAAGUGCGUGCUAGGGACGAUUUUGUUAAUGUGAGAAGCAAAAUACGGAAACAUUUCAGAAUGGGUGCUGCUUGUUGUGUUGCAGCCAAAGAUAAAACUAUACAGAGUGGACCAGCCAGUGAAAUCUUGCAUCGUAAUAUUCGGUGUUCUCCGACUUGGAGCUUCCGGUGGGAUCAUCGAGGGCGUGUAGCUGGUGAAGAUACUUCUAUUGAUUGGUUUUCUGAUGGUAUUAACAGGAAUGAUGGAUUGGAGAAUAAAAAUGAAUCAUCAUAUGAAUCGGAGGAUGGAAGCCCGUUGCAGAAUUAUCAAAGGAAUAGAUGGAAAAAAUCCCCUACUGCUGAAGGAACUGCUGGACAAGUGAUAAAUUCAUCUUCCGAUCAAUCUAUUUCAAGGAAUGUCACCUUGAAUGUAAGCACGGAACGGGUGAAGGAGUUGGCAGAAUCAUCAACCCUAUCAUGUCCGUAUACCACAAAACCUCCACGAUUGCCUUCUUCUACUACAUUGUCAGUAUCUCCUGUACCAUCACAAAGUCACCCACUUCCAUCCAGCUCAACCCCUUCAAGGCCCUGCCAUUCCCCAGGACAUCAACUACUACGACAAGUUUCUGAUAGCCGAAUCCUGGGAUUUAAGGUACCUAGCAACUUUUAUGUAUCUGAAGAAAGGCCAGUGUUUCCUUCAUGGUGCAAUGAAUCUGGUAUGCACUCCCAUGGUGGAUCUUCAGAUUAUUGGUCUAGGCCUGGCUUUUCUGAGUUGAUGGACACUUCCCAGAAAGAAAGCUGGUCAUUUGAUAGUGAGUCAUUUGGUUUUAAUUGUGAAAGGUUGGUUAGAUCAAAUAGUCAGUUUUCAAAGUCUGCUGAUCUUCAAACAUGUGGUGUUUGCUCAAAACUUUUAACUGAGAAGUCUUCUUGGAGCACCCAAAAGAUAAUUGCAAGUAAUGACUUAUCUGUAGUUUCUGUUCUUAUUUGUGGACAUGUCUAUCAUGCUGAAUGUUUGGAGAGUUUGACACCCGAAGUCAAUAAGUAUGAUCCAGCUUGCCCAAUUUGCACUUUUGGUGAGAAGCAAACUCAUAAGUUGUCUGAAAAAGCUCUGAAAGCUGAAAUGGAUUUGAAGGCUAGAAAUAAGAAAUCUAGGAACCGAAUUGUGGACAGUGAUAUUGAUGAUGAUUCUGUUAUGUUUGAUCACUUUAGUGAUGGAGGGCGUCAAGGUAAAAUUCCUAGAAUGGAAUCUAGUUCCAGUGGGAGAACCUCUAAUGUGAAACCUCUUCUGAAGAGACACUUCUCAUUUGGGUCAAAGAGUUCCAAGUGCAUGUUAGAUAAUCACCAAACGAGAAAGAAGGGCUUCUUUUGGACAAAAUCUAGCAAGGAAUAAACUUUCCUUUGGUUGUUGAGAGGUUCAAUUGUUGAUCUUCUUGGCAAUGUCAGAUAAUGGCUGAGGAAAGGGCAAGAUGUAAAUCAAGCUUUUAUUCUUGAACAUCUGCAUACAUUAAUUCGUGAUUUCAGACGGAUUAGAAGCUGGAAUUAUUCUGUAAAGAAAGGUGAAAAAAUACAGAAGAUAAAUAUAGGAAGACAAAGUGUUUUGUUAUUUUGUACAGAUCCAUUAGUUUAUUGCAUAUGGAGAUGAUUCAUGUAUCCAAAAAUGUACCGAUAUAUAAUGCAGUAUAUAUGCCAUUAGCCCUUGGGGGUUUCUCGUGUUGGGCAAUGGUCUUCACAUGUUGUUAGGCAAUACCAACUAGUUUGGUUGACUUGAAUUAAUUGCUUUUAGUGAAAAACAAGUUCAGAAAACCUCACAUCAAAUCAAUGCCUUUGUCGUUAG